Molecule: messenger RNA, 1593 nt
Organism: Solanum dulcamara
Lineage: Eukaryota; Viridiplantae; Streptophyta; Magnoliopsida; Solanales; Solanaceae
Product: lipase-like
Exons: 10
Coding region: 250-1305 (351 amino acids)
Biological process (GO): lipid metabolic process
Source: RefSeq, a predicted model, not a curated record
AUUGACACAAGCCGGAAGAAAAUUACCUUGGCCAAACGGUAAAGGAAGACGUUACGUCCAGCAAACAUUCUGCGGUUUUACCACUGCAUCACGUCGUUUUCCGAAGGCGACAAGGAAAUCUUCUUUCUUUUGUGAAUUAUAAAGGAGAAAGGAAAUCCAGGAGUGCACGAAAAGCACCUAAUUGUCCCCAAAAUAGUUGACCUUUCUUCCUCGUUCUUUCUCCGCUGCAACUUUUUCUCCGUACAGGUUAUGGAUGGACGAAUUUUGUUAAAGGGGGUUAUAUUCAUGUGCUUAACUGCCUGUUCAACUGCUAGAGACCUCAAAGUGAAGGAUCAAGGAACAAUCUACAAUCAUACUCUUGCCACCAUAUUGGUGGAAUAUGCUGCAACGGUCUAUGUAUCAGAUUUGACAGAACUAUUUACUUGGACAUGCCCAAGAUGUGAUGAUUUGACGAAGGGGUUUCAAAUUUUAGAGCUCAUUGUUGAUGUGAAGCGAUGUCUACAGGCAUUUGUGGGGGUGGAUCCAGAUCUUAAUGCCAUUGUAAUUGCUUUCCGAGGCACACAGGGAACCAGCAUACAGAAUUGGAUUGCAGAUCUAUACUGGAAGCAGCUUGAUAUAGAAUAUCCUGGAAUGGAAGAUGCAAUGGUGCAUCAUGGAUUUUAUUCUGCUUACCACAACACAACAUUACGACCUGGAGUGCUAAGUGCUGUUGAAAGAGCAAAAGAGCUGUAUGGAGACAUUCCCAUUAUGGUGACAGGACAUUCAAUGGGAGGGGCCAUGGCUGCUUUUUGUGGAUUGGAUCUCACAGUAAAUUAUGGCUCGCGGAAUGUUUCAGUAAUGACGUUUGGACAACCUCGAAUCGGGAAUACUGCUUUUGCAUCCUACUACAGCAAAUGGGUGCCAAAUACAAUUCGGGUCACACAUGAACAUGAUAUUGUCCCUCAUCUGCCCCCAUACUAUCACUAUUUCCCUCAAAAAACUUAUCAUCAUUUUCCUAGGGAGGUGUGGCUCCAUAACCUAGGCUUUGGACUUCUUUCUUAUACAGUUGAAAAGGUCUGUGAUAAUUCAGGGGAAGACCCUUCUUGUAGCAGGUCAGUGGCUGGUAGAAGUAUUAUGGAUCAUCUGAUGUAUUAUGGUGUAAGAUUAGGAGGUGAGGAUUCAGGAUUCUGCAAAAUUGUGAUGGAUGAUGGUCUUGCUGCAUACGGCACAGUUGAUAUUGAUGGAAAUGUCAUUCUAUCCAGAGAUAUUCCUGCUUCUGUUUUGAGGAUGAAUGUCGAAUCUAACGAGGAAGGGCGGUCGAUAUAGAGGUUUUCUGGGAUUAUUUACUUGGCUUUUGGGAGGUGAUUAUAGGUCCUUGGCACGGCUUAAAUUUGAGCUAUAUCCCAGUCAAUUGUGCAGUUUUGGUCAUACACUGGAGUAUAUAUUUGAGCUCUUUUUUCUUAUAUGCACAUAUCAUCUAUGUAAAUAAUAUUUUACUAAUGUAAUUAACUAAACCCAAUGAGAAUAGUGUGAUUGUUCAACUCUGAAACAGAAGUGACUAAGUGGAAGUAUUAUCAGUACAGUUCAAUUAACAAAAAGUUAAUUAAUCAGAAA